This is a messenger RNA of Onychostoma macrolepis, 1222 nucleotides long. RefSeq names its product transmembrane protein 244 (gene tmem244). Lineage: Eukaryota; Metazoa; Chordata; Actinopteri; Cypriniformes; Cyprinidae. The record is from RefSeq and is a predicted model, not a curated record. The coding region runs from base 173 to 697 and encodes 174 amino acids. The transcript has 6 exons.
UAGUGUGUGUGGGUAAUUAGUUAGCCCAGACUUGGAGGUGGGCUUUAUCCUGCCCAGAUUUACGGAAGCGUUUUACAGUGUUGCUAAUCUUAUUAAGAGCAGCCAUGACAGAUGCACAGAUUCAGUCCUAUGCUACCUGCGAGAGCGCCGAUCAGAGAAUCGCUGGCCAUUCAUGUUGUUGGACUACUGCUGCCGGUGCUGUGGGACCACGCUGAUCAAACGCCAUGGCCAACUGCCCAUCAACAGCAAGCUGCAUGACACCUGGGCUGUUCUUCAGAAUCUGUUGAUGUGUAUGGUGUGCUUCUACUCUCUCUACUAUAUUGUGGUCAGUCUCUGCAUCGGCAUUCUCAGGGUGGAAGAGGUGGACAGCUUGUUAGCGCCUUUUGACUACACAACUCAACCGUCAUGGCAAAGUCCCAAAUAUUUAGUGAGCGUGAUCUCCACGGAGGUGACGUAUGUGCUGGGUGGUCUGAUAUUCGCGUGGAUCGUGGAGGAGUGGGUUUGGGACUACGCCAUCACGGUCACACUGCUGCACGUCGCUCUGACCGGAGCAGUUAUGGCUGAUUUUCCCUCGACAGAGCACUGGUGGAUUGCUCUCGGCUCUGGGUUAUUGAUGAUGAUCUUUGGUGGGCAGCUCCUGGCUUACAGACUCUUCAGAAGUAAUUUUGUGCAUCCGGCAGAUCUGCAGAAUUUCUGACCCGCUGUGGAACAUGUACAGGGAUGACUUUUCUCAGUUUUGUAUUUCUUUUUCUUUUUCUUUUUUUUUACAUACUUUUGUUAUUCCUACACACUAUUUUGUUGUGAAACUGUCUGCUCAUGCUGAUAAAUAAUAAUUCCAGUAAACCGUGUUAUUUUGGUGGCCUUUUGUGACAUCCCAUGCUGAAAUCUCAAUGGAUUUUGACUCAGAUGCAAAUAUUAUUGUCAGUGCUUACAUGCAAAUUUACAUUUGCUUCACUUACUGUAUACAGCAAUGUCUUAUAUAUGUUAAAUUAUUAUUUUUGGGUGUUUAAAUCUGAUGCACUCUGUAUUAUUUUGGCCGUCUGAGACAAAUUUUGUGAAUCCUAAAAGAUCCUCCUGACGUAGGCCAAAAUCUGUAGUCUUCGAUUACUAGUUUGACAUAUUCACCGACAGCUGAUUAGUGACUAUUGCAAUUGAAUUUUACCUUCGAUGAAGUUUUGAGCCGCAGUCCUGUAGUGUGACGGCCAUCAAAUCAAGAACCGUU